Molecule: messenger RNA, 1236 nt
Organism: Rhinocladiella mackenziei CBS 650.93
Lineage: Eukaryota; Fungi; Ascomycota; Eurotiomycetes; Chaetothyriales; Herpotrichiellaceae
Exons: 2
Coding region: 1-1236 (411 amino acids)
Biological process (GO): mitochondrial L-ornithine transmembrane transport
Molecular function (GO): L-ornithine transmembrane transporter activity
Source: RefSeq, a predicted model, not a curated record
AUGUCCCUCGAUGACGAUCCCACAGACUUCGAGGGCGUUCUGCCUGUGAUUCCCAUUGAUUCGCUGCCCGUCUUCAAAGAUCCUAAAAGCAAUGCAGCCACCGGCGCUUCUGCCGCAGGUGUUCGAGCCUUGAGUGCGCAGGCUGUAGCCUUUUAUUUUCGAGCUCCUGUCAAGGCGUUCUUCAGAACGCGUGUCGAUUACCUAGCAUAUGCUAAGUCUAUUAAUCCAGAUGCGCAGAACGGCCGCUUCUCCUGGCGAAGUACGACACCGGGGCUUCUCGCCCACGCAAUAAAGAACUAUGGAUGGCGAUUCAUUCCAGAACAACUGCUCCCGCCGUUAGCUGCCAACAUCGCAGUCGGUGCGGCUUUGUAUACCUCGUAUCUCCAGAUCUUAGCCCGCCUCCAUGAACCCUCGGCUUAUGCCAUGAAGACAGUCUUUCCACCUCCAUCCCCUACUGAUACCUUUGCCGCUGGAUUCGCCGCUGGGACCAUUCAAAGUGUUCUUGCGGCCCCUUUAGAUGCCCUGCAUGUUCGGUUCGAGCAACGAGGUGAGGCAUAUGCCAAUAAGACGAUGUGGCAAUAUGGGAAGGGAAAGCUACACGAGAUUGGCAUUCGUGGUAUCUUCGCCGGGUGGGGUCUGUCCUUCUUGAAGGACAGUUUCGGGUCAGGCAUAUUCUUUGCAACCUUUGAAUACGUCAAGGCGCAGAAAUACUAUUCAUUCGUGCGGUGGUACUAUGGAACGCUAGGAGGAGGAGAUGUGGACAAGCUCGCACACCAGAGAGGGACAGUUGCAACUGAAAGUCACCCGAUUGCAAUGAUCAGGCCACAUUAUGCCCUAGAACCUGCUUUCCUGAUGCUGGCCGGCAUCACGGCAUCAGUCGCCCAACAAGUGGUCCUAUUCCCGUUGUCGACGAUCCAAACAUUGCACUAUGAAAGGCUAGAAGACCUCGACAAGAAUGCGGUCAGGUUCCAACAAUCGGAAGGUCCGAGCAGAGGGAGAAUGCUUCGGGCGUAUUAUCAUGCCUACCGGGAGACCUGGAAACAAGCUCAAGCGCAGGCGGUCGAAGUUGGUGGUAUUAGGCAAUGGUUGUUUCAAGGAUUCUGGUGGUUUACUCUUCGUCAGAUUCCGAGCACCAGUGCUGGUUUGAUCAUCUUUGAAUUGGUGAGACGGAAGUAUGGUUUGACGGGUGACGAGGCUAAGAUCACUCAAGAUGGGUAUGAAAUAUUGUUGACGUGA